AUGUCUGCGAUCGAAUAUAACAAUUUAUUGCGCCAAAUCAGCCAAAGACUCGACGACAUAAAUGCAGGCCAGCAAUUACUUGUGAUAUGCAGUGGAUUGUUGGCGGCUCGUAGUGAAGAAAGCAUCCCUACCUUGUCGUUGUUUUUAGACUUAGAAAAGAAAGGAUUUCUGAGUCCCGAUCGUCUAACGGUAUUGAAGACCAUUUUAAAAGGCGUCAGGGAACUGGCUUUUCUAGAAAAGGUUGAAACGUUUGAGCACAAAAGAAAGGAAUACAACAACUUGCUUGAGCAGAUUGUACGAGGACUCGACGAGCUUAAUGAUCUGGAACGAAUCAUCUCGAUUUGCAAAGGAAAUAUAACAGAAGGAAGACGAGCGAGUAUCCAUGAUGCAAGGUCAUUGUUUAAGGAGUUAGAAAGCAAAAACUGUCUUGGAAUCGACUGCCUCGAAAUCGUGAAGGAGAUUUUGACCCAGACGGAAAAAAACGAUCUGCUUAAGAAAGUGGAAGAGUUUGAGCAACGAAAAAGUCGUAAAAAUGAGUUUGAAAGACAAAAAGGUAUUUCUCCAGGUUUAGCUCGGUGUAAAAACCUGUGA
Molecule: messenger RNA, 591 nt
Organism: Porites evermanni
Lineage: Eukaryota; Metazoa; Cnidaria; Anthozoa; Scleractinia; Poritidae
Source: the annotation of a GenBank genome assembly